AUGGCAAGAUUCAACUUGAAAACUUCUACACCCAAAGAACUCAAGGAGGUCCUCCAACGGCCCGCACAGAAAGCUAGCGAUAUCAUGGGGAUAGUCACUCCCAUCAUCGAGUCUGUCAAGCAGAGAGGAGACGUUGCAUUGAUUGAGUACGCUGAAAAGUUUGACAAGGCUGUUGGUCUGAAAUCAGCAGUGUUGAGCGCACCAUUCCCGCCUGAACUCAUGCAACUUCCUCAGGAGACAAUUGACGCUAUAGACCUCUCCUUUGAGAACAUCAGAAAGUUUCACGAAGGUCAGAAGGAAGCAGGCACUCUGGUUGUCGAAACUAUGCCAGGAGUCAGGUGUUCCCGUUUUGUCCGUCCUAUUGAGCGUGUGGGUCUUUACAUCCCAGGAGGCACAGCUGUGCUUCCUUCUACAGCAUUGAUGCUCGGUGUUCCGGCGCUGGUCGCAGGUUGCAAGAAGAUAAUUUUCACAUCACCGCCAAGAAAAGAUGGAAGUUUGACUCCGGAAAUCGUCUAUGUGGCCCACAAGGUUGGUGCAGAAGCUAUCGUCCUUGCAGGGGGUGCUCAGGCCGUGGCAGCGCUCGCGUACGGAACAGAAACAGUUCCCAAAGUCGACAAGAUCCUCGGCCCCGGUAACCAAUUUGUUACUGCUGGGAAGAUGUUUGUGAGCAACGACACGGGUGCAGGUGUCAGUAUUGACAUGCCUGCCGGACCAUCCGAGGUCCUUGUCGUUGCAGACGCAGAGGCCAACCCGGCAUUCGUCGCUUCAGAUCUACUCUCGCAAGCUGAGCACGGUGUUGAUUCCCAGGUUAUCCUGAUAACCGUCGGGUUAACCGAGGAACAGCUUGUCGCUAUCGAGGAAGAAUUGGAAAAGCAAGCUCUAGCACUCCCUAGGGUAGACAUUGUUCGCGGCUCAAUUAGCCACUCAGUCACUCUUCAAACAGAUAAUAUCGAGGAGGCGAUUGAACUUAGCAAUCAAUAUGCUCCUGAGCACCUGAUUCUCCAGAUCAAGGAUGCUGCAAAAGCAGUUGACUUGGUGCAACAUGCCGGAAGUGUGUUUAUCGGGCACUGGACUCCAGAGUCUGUUGGUGAUUAUAGCGCUGGUGUUAAUCACUCCUUACCAACAUACGGCUACGCAAGACAAUACAGUGGCGUCAACCUCUCAACCUACGUUAAGCACCUAACGAGCUCGGAAUUGACAGAGCAAGGUUUGAGAAACGUUGGCGGUGCGGUGAUGCAGUUGGCAAAGGUGGAAGAGUUGGAAGCUCAUAGAAGAGCUGUGGGUAUCAGACUGGAAUGGCUGGACAGUCGGAAAUAGUAUUUGUCCUUUUGUUGAUAUUCGCGUUUUUCCCUUUGGUUUGGUGGGUUAGGGGUUUCUUU
Molecule: messenger RNA, 1379 nt
Organism: Tuber melanosporum (Perigord truffle)
Lineage: Eukaryota; Fungi; Ascomycota; Pezizomycetes; Pezizales; Tuberaceae
Exons: 2
Coding region: 1-1317 (438 amino acids)
Biological process (GO): L-histidine biosynthetic process
Cellular component (GO): cytoplasm
Molecular function (GO): NAD binding; metal ion binding; histidinol dehydrogenase activity
Source: RefSeq, a predicted model, not a curated record